Molecule: messenger RNA, 8321 nt
Organism: Diaporthe batatas
Lineage: Eukaryota; Fungi; Ascomycota; Sordariomycetes; Diaporthales; Diaporthaceae
Exons: 3
Coding region: 682-7977 (2431 amino acids)
Biological process (GO): regulation of transcription by RNA polymerase II
Cellular component (GO): Set3 complex
Source: RefSeq, a predicted model, not a curated record
GUGUGCUUGGACACUAGGCGGCGGUGGUGGUUCACCUGCCACUGGCUCUGUCUGGCUGGCGGUGUUUGGCUGGGCUGCGAUUGAUGAUUUCAACCUCGACUGUUCCUCUGCACACACAACACCUCUGACAGACACGGCCACACCAGCCCCUACCGGAGCCCUCAACACCAUUACCAGCAUUGUCUGCAUCUCCUUUACCCUCCUCGAAUCCAUUUCAGCCCUUUCUCGGCGUCGGUCCGGCCCAGCGGGACCCGUUGUACCCAAUCUCUCGACCCGCCCCAUUCUUGCCUGUCGAUUCCCACUCUGCCUCUGCACCACAAACUCCUGCCGACAUCCAUCCAUCCGUCCACCAAGUCAGUCAGUUCCAGCUCGUCCAAGGUCUGACGGCCUUGCCCUGUCAACCCCGGCCCGGCCUUCGAUCCCGACUGACUGGCCGACCUGACCUGGCCAUCCAGUGUGGCCUUGCCUGGCCUCAUCCUGCCUGGCGCCAACUUGACUACCAGCACCACCACUGCCGUCGCUAGUUGCUGCUACUGCUGCCGCUCACAGUUGGACCCCAUUUGAUUCCGCUGCACCGCCGUCAACCACACUACUAGGUCUGGCACAUUCCCGUCGAAAUGUGCAACCUGUCUGCAGACAUCUAGCAAGGACAUACUGGGGCAGAGGCUGCCCUUUGGAGACAUGUCCAGAUACAAUCCCCGCUACGACGACCGCCGCUCUCGAUCCCCCAGGGACAGGUCCCCUGACCGACUCACCGACCGCGCUUCGCAGUACAGCGAUGGUGACCGCAGACGAACCUCGGCCGAGUCGAGGACCAAUGCCUCCACCUUUCAGUCCAACAGGGACAACUUCCGCGAGCCCUUGACCGCCCGCGAGCCCCCCCGCGCCCCCAAGGCCUACCUGGACCCUCCCAGCGGCCCUCGCGGCGGCUUUUCUGGCGACUUCAGAGGGAGGGGCCGCGGCCGCGGCAGGGGCUGGCGCGAUGACAGCCGAGAUCGCGGCCGGGACCGAGAUUUUAGAGACAGACGAGAUGAACCGCCGCCAUUCCGAGACGACCGUAGCAGGGAACGUGAUCGCGACUGGCGGGACCGCGACAGAGACAGCUUCAGGGGACGUCGCCCAUCGCCGGGCCCUAGGCGCUCGCCGCCCGGCAGAGAUUUCCGCGACCGCGACCUUCAGAUAGGAGUCGAGGCCGACCGGGCCAGGCGUGGAUCAAGAGACGGUGGGCCUCUUAGUGCGGGCUCCUCGGCAUCAGACCCCCCCUUCGGCUCCCAGUCUUAUCGCGGAGGUGCAUAUCGUGGCCGUGGCGGCGGACGGGGCCGCGGGGACUGGGACCGCGGGCGCGGCCGUUCCUUCUUUGACGACCGAGCAGAUCGCUUUAGGAGCCGCUCUCAGGAAGGUCGUUGGGGCGGCGGGCCUCGUGAUCGGGACGAACGCGACAGCCAUCGCUACCUCGACUCGGAUGUGCGACCCCGGGAUGCACCCAGGGAUGACCGUGAACCGCCCCUCCGAGAUCUACCACGAGACCCUCGUGACACGCGGGAUCCUCGUGACACUGUUGACCGCAAUGCCCGCCCCAAGUUCGACCGGCAGGGCUCUGUGGCCACUGAGCCCAUCACCACCCCGACGAGUAAGCCGACAACACCACCAUUAGCUCCCGUUGCCCCGGCUUUCGGUACUGCGCCUGUCCGUCCCCCGCCCGCAUCUGACGUAUCAUCUAAAGCACCACCUACGGCGCCCCGUGCGUUCAACGAAGACAGACAGGACAGACAGGACAGACAGGACCGCCAGGACCGGCCUGCCUCCUCGGGACAGUCCGGUGGCGACCAGUGGGCACCGCCUUCAGGGCCCUCCAACUCCAUCAGCCCAACCAUCCCGACUGGCCCACGCGGCAUGCAGCUCCAGAAGGCCCCUCGACCGUCCAGCAAACAGUGGAUCAACCCUGCCCUGGUCGGAAACAAGACUAAGAUGCCGGAAUCCCCCAAGGUUAACCGAUCACAGAGCUUCGCGUCCCCUCAGCAGUCUCGUCCAUUCGACCCUCGAGCCGACUCGUACUCGAACCGCCGAGACGACGAGCCACGCCGGCCUCGCAGUAGUGGCGCGGGCGCCGAGACCGAGAGGGCCGGCACAGACGGUAGCCUGCGUCCUUUGAGCAUCCCCGAGCCUGGCGAUGCAAGGAUCGAACGUGGCACACAAUCGGCGCGCGCCUCCAUUGAUCGCGACAUACGGGCGCCAUGGAAAUUCCCCGACCUCAAGACGGGCGACCUCAAGACGGGAGUUGCCGAGACAUCUGACGGCGCUAGUGUUGCGUCUGCCAUUUCUCCGACUGCCGUCAAGACAACCAGCCCAACCAUGUCUCGUCCCAGUGACCAGCAGGACGAUGACGGCGCGACGGCGCAGGAGGACGGGGAGAUCAUCGAAGAUCAGCCGCCGAGGAAGAGGAGCCGCUUAAACAUUACCAGCAGGUCCUUCGAAUUGCCGCCCAGGCUGACGGAGAUACCCACAGUGGACCAAUCCUCCGACUCUGAUGACGAGGACAUGAAUGACUACUUCGACGCGGAGAUCGCCAAGGCCGAAUCUGAGCUCCAGAGGCUGGAGCACGCGAACAACGCGGUGCCGACCGAAAUUGUCAUUCGCUACGCGCAGGUAACCCACGAGGCUCUCGUGGCUGUCGCGACCGAAAAUGGGAGCUUAAAGGACAUGCUGGGUCCCAUACCAGAGGACAUUGUGUUGCCGACGCAGAAGAAUGAGGUGGCUCCAGAGCCCGAGAAAACCACUCCGGCAGAGCCUGUCAAGGCGGAGACGGGUCAGACACCAGCUGCUCGGAAUGCGAACCAGGCAACUGAGCCCGCUGUGCCCAUAGAGAGUGUGGCGCCUGAGCCUCAACCUAAGGUGGAAGAGAUGGAGGUGGACAGCUCGCAUGUGCUCAUCCCUACCGUCGAGCGGCCGGAGCCCCAGGGAGAAGAAAAUGGAGACAUCGCGAUGGAAGAUGCGCCUAUGAAUGGGUUGGAUACAACCAUGUCCGAGGCCGGGCCCCUCGUGCCGAAUGGUAUCUCAGCGCACGUUGGCGAUCAACAACUCUUGCUGCCUCCUGGAGUCGCACCUCCCGCGGGCACCACCAGCCCGACACCUGUCGAGGAGGAGGAGGACGAGACUGAUAUCGAGGUGGAUGAUGCGACGCUGGAGCUCGUCCGUCCAACCAUGCAGACGCCUCCGGUCGAAGAUUUGCCUUAUUUCAACGCCAAGCCGUGGACGAAGAGCAGGCAAGCCAUGAGCUCCAUGGAGCAUGACACUGAAGUUGAAGCCUUCAUCUCGCGCAUUCUGCAGGAUAACAGCAUGUUUGUCCGCAAUGAGCAGCAGGCCAAGAAGUUGGAAUAUUCCGGCAAGUAUGAGGAGUACCUGCGGUUCACCAUCUCCGACGACCCUGUUGCUAGCAAGAGCCGUGAUGCUUUCAACAAAGCGAACGAACCCAUCGAUGGAGGCGGCAGCCAGGUGACAGGCCCAGAACCGAAGCCCGAAGGACGACGCGGCGGCAGAUUCGCCACGGAUCGUGACAUGGAGCGGAUACUGGCCCAGUCGCUGCUGGAGGUGAAAGAAAAGGAGGAGCGCGAGACACGGGCAGAGAAGCUCAAGCACCCUAGCACAAGCGAAGCUGUCAUCCCGGACAUGUACUGGACCAAAGAGGAUCGUGACAAGGAGCUCUUUAUCGAUCACUCCGGCUUUCUUAACCCGGAGAAGCUCAUCGCGAACUGGCAGGUCCUCCCGCCUGCGGCCAAUUUCACCGAGCAGGAGGCUCAGCUGUUCGAGAAGGCCUACCUCGAAUUUCCAAAACAGUGGGGCAGGAUUGCAGACCAGAUUCCAGGUCGUGAUUUCCACUCGUGCAUCCAGUAUUACUAUUUGAAGAAGAAGGAGCUUAACCUGAAGGAAAAGCUCAAGAAGCAGCCCAAGAAGAAGAAGAGCAGGAAAACCAAGGCACGAUCGAGCGCGCUUGUCUCGGAGCUUGGAAACCCGGACGAGCCUCAGGACGAAAACGCCGAGACUGGGGAGAACGGCGAGAGGCGCCGGCCUCGCCGCGCGGCCGCUCCGACAUGGGACUUCGAGAAGUCCCAGGCGGACUCGGCAGAAGUCACGCCGGCACCCACGCCGGCGCGGAGGGGCGUCGGCAGCAAAGCUGCAGAGAGCGGCACGGAGAAGCCUGACAAGCCGGCACGCAGAAAACGUGGCGCCAACAAGGAGAAGGACAAGGAGCCGAAACAGCCAAAGACGCCACAGGUACUCGCCCCAACGCCACAAGGCGUGGCCAAGGGAGGAGGAGCCAGGUCCCGGUCAAGCUCCAAGGUACCACCCCCAGAGUUUCUUCCCUCGCAUACGCCCACUGCCGAAAUGGGAAGGACGCCACUGUCUUUCGACGUGGGGCGCGCGUCGCCGAUGCCCGGUCUGCCGCCAGCAAUCGUGCCUGCCCCUGGGCAUGUCAUGAGCCCAGCAGACAAGACCCUGGCGGCGAACGCCAACACGAGCGCGAAUGCCAAUUCCAACUCCAACGCUGCGGGCCUACUGGACAUCAUGGCACCGCCGUCAUUGCGACCUGAACCUAUACCCCCUCCGCAGCCCCCACAGAUCUCUACCUUCGAAUUCGCCGGGCAUGUGGGCAGCACACCGCAUGUUGCAGCAGAGCAGCCGGAGCGGGCUGGUAGAGCCACCCCCUCCAACGCGAACGCUGCGUCAAGCUACUGGAGUGUGGCUGAGAUGCAAAACUUCCCCGAGCUAUUGAGGAGCUUCGGCACGGAUUGGCAGGCCAUCGCACAGCACAUGACCACCAAGACGGCCACAAUGGUCAAGAACUUUUACAACAAGCAGACCGGCCGUGGUGAGAAGCCAGAGUGGGGUGACAUCGCGACCGAGGCUGAUGCAAAGGUGCAAAGAGGAGAGAAACUGCCUCCACCUCCAACGCCGGCUGCUGGGCCCAGGAACAAGCGAUCCGACUUUGGCACCCAUCGCCGCGCUCCCUCAGUUGAUGUGGCGGACGACAGCGCUGUAGCCAAGGCGGAGAAGCAGAGUCUCCAACGGGAACAAGCAAGCGUCUUCAACGGGCGAAUCCCUGUGCCCAUUGCCCAAGCGCCUGCGCAGCAGCAGUUACGGCAACAGCCUGUCAUAGGCCAGCCUGCACUGCCGGAAAGGAUUGAAGGGGUGGAGAGACAAGAGCGCAAGCCAUUGGUGUCGUCGCAGCCCACCUCACAGGCGCUGGAGCCAGCCGGACGCCAUGCGCGAUCUUCUUCAGCACUGCUUGCCGAGAGGGAAGUCGAGCCUCUUGCUCCUCAGCAGCAGGCAAUGCGCCACCCGCUGAAACCUGCGCCGAUCUCCCAAGCCGUGGAGCAGCCCACGCUGCCGUCCCAGGCAGGUCCUUCUCGCGCGGGAUUUGCAGCACCUCCCGAGCUCGACACGCAACCUUUCAUGCUAGGCGCAUCUGCCAGACAGCGCAGGCCGCCUGCUGAUGUGCAGCCCAAGGAGGAGCCCCGGCUCAUUGAGCGACAGCCCCCGCGCCUUAAGCAGGAACCUGAACAAGCGCCCCACUUUGAGCCCUUCGUCCCAUCGCAAGCUCCGCGACCCACGUCCACAAAGCCCGUACCUGUCGACCGACAGCCAGAGCCGCCACGGACCACGGCGCCUCACAACCAGCAGGCAUUUGCGCCCGUCGCAGCAGCUCACCAGAUGAUGCAGCGCGAGACAAUCAGGGAGCCCAUGCGAGAGGCCAUCAGGGAGCAGCAGAUGAUGGCGCCUCCGGCCGACGAACGACGGGUCGCAGGUGUGCCGGGCCGCGUGCCGAACCUCAACAUGCUUGACACGCGCGUCCAAAACCCCAUCUCCGUCGAGGGCCGCACCCCUAGUUCGGCCAUCGUCGAAGACCCGCGGCGCGUGCCCAAUCCUAAUAUGGAACCGGCUAGGGUAGCCAAUGCGAACUUUGCCGAUGCGGUCCCAGCACGCGUUCCUAAUCCGAACAAGGUUGACAGCCCCGGGCCACCUCGUGUGCCCAAUCCGAACAGCAUUGAGACGCCAACGCGCGCGUCCAGCCAGAACAUGUUCGACAGCGCGUACGGCGCAUCCCCGUCGCGGCCGUCACCCACGCCGUCUGCGAGUGCACCACCACCUAGGCAACCCGACCCGCCUAAGAAAUCGAAUCUGUCCUGGUUGCUCAAUGAUGACCCGGCGCCCGCGCCACCGGCUCCGAAGAGAGUUGACGAGGUGGCCCGUGGUGGAGAUAUGUCCUCUAGUCCACCUCCUUCAAUGUCUGGCCGGGGCCCACCGCCAUCGGCUGCUCCGCCACACAUGCGGAGGGAAGAAACGCCGACAUUCUCGCCUUAUUCGCGCAACCCGCCGCAGACUGCCAUGCCGGCGCUCAAGCCUUACAGUGCGUCCCAUACCCAGUCGCCGCAGCUGCAGCACACCGGCAUACCUCGCUCGUCCAUGGCAUCCCCCAUCGAAGCCGCUACUGCUGAGAGAGACUAUUACGGCCGAAACCCAUAUGGCGCUCAGCACCAGGCACCUCCGUCAGGUUCUCCUCACCAGCCACCGCAUCAUUACUCGUCUCCCAGCCAGCAGUCGCCAAUGGUGUACCCACCACAGCCAGCGUUCCCCUUCGGCGCCCAGGUAUCCCAGCCACAUGCGGCUUCACCCACGGUGCAGUACGCCCAUCCUUCAGCCGGCCGGAGAGAGGUGAGCCGUGAUUUGCGUGAGGCGCGCGAUCCUCGCGAUCCCCGUGACAUUCGUGACCCCCGCGACCUCCGAGAUAGCCGGGAUCCUCGCGAAAGUCGUGAUCCGCGAGACCCUCGAGACAUCCGCGACCCACGCGAUUACCGAGACGUCAGAGAGUCGGUGGCACCCAACCGCGAGACAGCAUGGCCGGCUCCCUCGACACAGUCUCCAAGCGCUGCGCGGCUACAACAGGAGGUCGCUUGGCCACAAUCCAAGGUGUCCCAACCGCCACCGCCACCGCCAGCCCAGUCUCCAUGGGGAUCUCAGCAUGCUGCGUCGAGCAAGUUGCAGCAGAUGAGAGAGACUCCGCAGCCCUCCUGGUCGGCGGCACCUCCCUCCCAUCUGGGCCUAAGAGAAAGUGUCCAGCGAGAUCCAAGGGACAUGAGAGACCCUAGAGACCUCAGAGAUCCGAGAGAUCCCGGCAGGGACCCCAGGGACCCCAGGGACAUGAGGGAUGACCCGUAUGCUAUGCGUGCCGGUCUUCGGGAGAGCGUGCCCCCCAGAGACCCACGAGAGGAGCGCUACAUGAUCGAGACGCAACAACGAGCUGCUGCCGAAUCAAGGAUGUCAGCCGAUCCUCGGAUGGUCGUCGAUCCCCGUGAUCCACGUGUUAUGGGACACCCGCAUCACCAGCAUUCCCACUCAGGGUCAAUACCAGGUCGCAUGUACGCCGCUUCCCCAGCACCACGAGAAGUCCUCGGUGGACCACCCCCAGGACCUCCUCAGGCGCAGAAUCCAGCAUACCCGCGCUAUGCCACCCCUGGCCCACGCGACAUGCCGCCCAGGAGUUACACGCCUGCACCGUCGCAGCAGCAGCAGCAGCAACAACAACAGCAGCAGCAGCAGGCGCAACAACAACAGCAACAGCAUCAACAGGCGCAGCAGCAGCAGCAGGCGUACGAGAUGCAGAUGCAUAUGCGGGAGAGGGAGAUGCGGGAGUUGCGGGCCGCCGAGGAUCUCAGGGCGAUGAGCAUGCGACCGGGCCUCCGCGGGGACGAGUACGGUAUGGACCCCAGGGCCCGCGGCCCCCCAGCUGACCUCCGGGGCCACGAGUAUGGCGGCGAGUUUCGCGGGGAGCUUAGAGGGCCUCCCCAAGGAGACCCUAGGGGGGACCCUAGGGGGGACCCUAGAGGGGACCCUAGAGGGGACCCGAGGGCCAUCGACCCGCUGCGGCGCCAGCUGAGGCCGCAUGAGGGAUAUCCCGCACCAGGUGAUAGGAGGUAUUAGCCAUUUACGAUGAGGAGCACACAUCAUCUGAAGUUUUAAGAGGGCCUUGGUUUCAUUGUUUCAUUGGAAGCGGAUGCUUGCUUCUCAGCUCCAUGGUUUGCGACAUUUGAAGAUCAAGCGUGAUUAAAGGAUACUGCGGUUGCAACAGAGGACAAGAUGUGCAAGGGUCCUUUGUGGGCUAGUUUCAUAGCCAAGGCAGUGGUGCCGACAAAGCCGGAGUAAGAGGGGUUCUUGUCGAGUAUUCCUAUCUUUUUUUUUUUUUUAAUUGUGUAACUGUUUUGUUGUAAGUAUGUAUUUAUGUGUCCAUGUGUCCGUGUAGAUGCUUCAUGGUGGGUGGUUCUGGG